Salvia miltiorrhiza (redroot sage) is the source of this 1917-nucleotide messenger RNA. Its product is annotated as pentatricopeptide repeat-containing protein At3g42630. Lineage: Eukaryota; Viridiplantae; Streptophyta; Magnoliopsida; Lamiales; Lamiaceae. The record is from RefSeq and is a predicted model, not a curated record. Gene Ontology annotation, molecular function: protein binding. The transcript has 2 exons. Bases 77 to 1342 code for a protein of 421 amino acids.
GUUUCUAGUUCACUUGUGUAUUGUAUUGUAUAUACUGUUAUGUUAUGAACCUCUUCUUUCCCUCUAAAAAAGGAAAAUGGCGGUAGCGAUAAUGGUGUCCGCUCCAACGACCUUCAAUACGGUGAAACGUUACCGUUUCAGACGAUUAUGCUCAAAAAAUUGGGAGUCGCUCCAGUCUUCUCGCUCGACGAGUUUGCAGGAGAAAUGCGAGGAUUAUGCUGACAGACGUAAUGUGCACUAUUCUGAUUCACUUGCACAUGGCUUAAGUGUAGAAAGAUCGUCUCUGGUUCCCAAAGAAAAUUUUCUUGAGAAGAAACCAGAUGGGCUCUUGCCCGAAAACACUACCUUAUCAGCUCUGCUGCUACAUUAUGCUCGCAAUGGAUUGUUCUCUAAAGCAUUGAGAAUUUGGGAUCAAUUGAUUAACAGUUCAUGUGUGCCUGAUGCUGAAGUAGUUUCUCAAUUGAUCUUUAUAUAUGGUAGCAUUCAAGAUUUUAGCAUGGUUACCAGAAUUCUGCUCCAAAUGCAACUGAAAGAUGUUAAUCUACUGCACAAUAUUUUUAGUUUGGCUAUUUCUUAUUUUGGAAGGAGUGGGAGGCUGGAUGGCAUGGAAUUUUUGAUUAAGGAGAUGGUCUCGAUGGGUUAUUCUGUAGAUUCAGCAACUGGGAAUGCUUAUAUAUUGUAUAACUGUGCAUUUUGUUCGCUGGCUGAUAUUGAAGUUGCUUAUGGUCGUCUCAAGAUGUCAAGGAUUCUGAUUGAGGAAAAAAGUAUUAGGGCCAUCUCAUUUGCUUAUAUAAAGGAAAAUAAGUUCUAUGAUUUAGGUCGUUUCAUACAUGAUGUAGGUCUUGGAAGGAGAAAUGUUGGGAAUCUUCUUUGGAACCUUCUCCUACUAUCUUAUGCUGCUAACUUCAAAAUGAAAAGCUUGCAGAGAGAAUUUGUGAGAAUGGUGGAAGCAGGGUUUAGUCCCGAUCUCACUACAUUUAAUAUUAGAGCACUUGCGUUCUCUAAAAUGUCUUUGCUGUGGGAUCUGCAUUUGAGCCUUGACCAUAUGAGGUAUGAAGGUGUGGUUCCUGAUCUUGUGACUUAUGGUUGUGUUGUUGAUGCCUACCUGGAUAAAAGGCUUGGAAGGAAUUUGGAUUUUGCCUUGAGCAAACUCAACUCCGAUGAUAUGGUGUCAGUACAGACGGAUCCACUAGUGUUUGAGGUUAUGGGAAAAGGAGACUUUCAUUUGAGCUCAGAUGCAGUUAUAGAGUAUACGAAGAAAAAGGACUGGACCUACAAAAUGCUUAUCUCCAUCUACCUGAAGAAAAAGUUCCGGAGUAAUCAAAUAUUUUGGAAUUACUGAUGAAAUGAUGAGUAAUCCUCAUUAUCAAUUGGAUCGAAUGCAUUCUUGUAGUUUCUUUCUGUCAGCUCAAACUCUUGCUGAUAAUUUAGGUUCUCUAUUUUCAGCAGGCAUACUCUUCGGCCCUCGGUUGCUAAACACUACCUGGUAUUGCUAUACAUGGGCUGAGUUGGUGAAAUUCUAUGUAGAAUGGACAGGAACAUUCAUCUACCUUGGAUGAAAAUAGUGCAUGAGCUGGUCGGAGAUGGUGCAUAAGUAGGAUCAUUGAACAUACAGAAUUUGUAGAGGCAGUUUAUUUAAGGUUGCUUUGAUUCUUGAUAUAAACUCUUAUCCCAACUGAUGAUGUUCCGAUUAAACCUUUUAAAAGAUGAAGCCUGCAGAAAACCUGAGGACAUGUGGUAACCAAUAGUGGAAUUUCAUUUUUUUUUUCAGAUUUUCAUCCACUAGAGAUUUGAUAGAAAAGGAAGGAUAUGGGCCCAGUGUUCAUGUCAUAUUUUAUAAGGGUUAAAUGAAAAGUUGUCCCCUGUAGUUAGUGUAUAUUUUCAUAAUUUAUCAAAAUUUAGUUUUACUUUGUAUAA